UCCUCCCCGCGCCACCGCCCGCCGAGGCGCCGCGGGGCCGCCCCCCGCCGCCGUCGCCGCGCCCGCCCCGCCUCAGCCUAGCGCCUUGGCCGCUCCCGCCAUGCGGCUCUGGGUGCUCCUCAGCCUGCUGCUGCUGCAGGAAACGCUGCCGCACGUGAUUGGACAGCCUGGGAAGAGUAGGCGGCCAAAAGAACCUGGGGAAAACAAAAUUAAGCCUGUUAACAAAAAAAUAAAACCCAAAACUUCCAAAAUGAAGGAUAGAGAAUCUGCUGACUCCUCUUUGAAGUCCCAGUCCAUACUGACACAGGUGAUGGAUAAAGGUCGUUUCCAGAAACUAGCUGCCACUUUAAGCCUGUCUGCAGGACAAAGCAUAGAACUGCGAUGUAAGGGGAGUAAUGUUACUUGGAACUAUCCUUCGUACUUGGACACCUUUAAAGACUCCAGACUCAGUAUAAAGCAGCUUGACAGAUACAGUCAGCUGAUCCUCGCAAACUCCACUGCAGCAGACACAGGUGAAUAUAGCUGCUGGCUUCAGCUGUGCAGUGGUAACAAAUGCAGGAAGGAUGAGACUAAAACAGGGUCAACGUACAUCUUUUUCACAGAUAAAGAGGAACUUUUUGUACCUACUCCCAGCUAUUUUGAGAUUGUCUACCUAAACCCAGAUAAACCUGCAGUCAUCCCAUGCCGUGUUACUAGUCCUUCAGCAAAAGUAACUCUACACAGGGAAUUUCCAGCAGGAGAAAUUGAAGCAGAUGGAACUGAUAUUAUUUAUGAUGUGAAGAAGGGUUUUGUCUACCAGCACCCUACUUCUGAUCAUAAAGGUAUUGUCUACUGCAAAGCAGAGUCACAGGGAGCACCUCAGAUUUCCAUCAAGUAUCACCUACUGUAUGUGGAAGUUCCCAAGGGCCCGCCCUCAACCACAAUUGCGGCAUCAUCCAGUAGAGCAGAAGUCAGUGACAGCAUUCAUGUAAUCUGCACAGUCCUUGGGGAGCCAGAUGUAGAUGUGAACUUCAGGUGGCAGUACCCAGGGCAGGAGUCUGAGCGGCCUGUGAUUAUCCAAAACUUCUGGAGACUGAUAAACAGAGGAACUGGACAUACCACGAGAAUCUCAAAGAGUGUUCUUCUUGUUGAGGAUUUUGAAGCCAAAGAUGCUGGAAACUACAUUUGUAUAGCUCAGAACCUACAAGGAGAAACAACAGUAGCUACUAAAGUUGAACUAAAUUGAUAGGAAAGGCUUCUGGACAUAGAAUGAACUGAGAAAAGGAAAGAUGUUUCAUUUACACAGAACUAUAUCUGGAUAAACAACCAACCGCUGCUCUCACCCUGGAUUUAGUUACCAGUAGAAGGAAAGAGAUUUUCUAGAGAAAAGGUAAGAACUUGAUAGCAACAUUGUUGGACAUUUUUCAGACCUUUGAGUAGCUGUAUAUAGUACUGUUUUGAGUAGUGAUAUCUAGUAAGUAGUAAUGUAAAAAUGGCAGCUUCUGAAUAAUGUCAUUAACCUGAUUAUUAGUGUAGCCAAUGGAAACAUUAAACAAGCUGGCUGAAAGUUUUCUUCAGCAUGCAGGAACCUAAACCAAUGUAACAAAUAGGAUAAAUCUCCACAGUAAAGACUGAAAUGGCUCUGUGCUUGUGUCAUGAAAUAACCUUCACAGAGAACACUCCCCAGCUGCCUGUAAUAGCGUUGGCCUCUGGAAACAAUACAGCAAGCAAUAGGACCAACUUUGAAAGGGUAAGAGGCAGUCCCAUGUUAAUCUCCUUUCUCAUUGCUAUUAAAUGGUAUCAAGAAAUGUUACACUGUUACCCAAAUCACUAAGGGGGUGUUACACAAUCUAAUAUUAUUAUCUAAAAAGGUCUUUGAACUUUUUUUUUAUAGGCAAGACUUCAAUCUGACUAAAGUAACUUUAACAGUUCCUGAGCUUCUGGAUGAGACUGUGCAAUGUCUUCAUUCCUUUUUAGUAUUUUCAUUUAUCAGAACAACAUAUUUCCCUUUGAGCUACAGGAGCUGUGCUGCUGCUUAAAUUUCAAAGUGCUUUUGAGCCUUUGACAACUGAUUUCCUUUAAAAUACCUAGGAAUGGGAGAUAGUGUCACCACCUAUUCAGACUUGUUAACAGAACAGCAGCGCAUGUGGUAGCAUCACUUCCUUGGUGACAGUUUGGCAGGAGAGGAAAAAGACAGUGUAAAUCCACUGCUGCAUAAUUGCUCAAGUAGUCUCACGCAGGUUUAAUGGUUGUACGUACAGAUGACAUGCAGUUCUCAUGAUUAAUUUUAACAGAAGCAGUGCCUUUAAGGAAGGGUUUUUGGUGGUGGUUGUUUUUUCUUCCCCCCUGCAAACAUCAAACUAGUUCUCAUAAUUGUAAACUAUGAAAAUUAUUUUACUAUAUUUUUUACAUCGUUCUUGUUUUACCAAAAGCCUCCUGGGCAGGCCGAUGCUUUUACAUUGCUGCAAUUACACAUUUCCACAUAGAUGAGCAGUGACACAGGGUAAGAUAAUGAAGCCCAGGAAAUUAAAUUUAAGUGACUUGUCAAAGUCACACGCCUAAACCCACCAGUAUUGUUAUUUCUAUUCCCAUACCUCAGUCACCACUCUGCUAAGGUAGGGCAGCAGCACUGGACAGAAGGUAUUUGUUCCUUAAGGGUUCAAUGAUUAUUCCAACUUUCUGAUGACCUUUGUAACUCUGGCUCAGCCCUAAAUGAUUUCCUGGCUGUCAGGCAACUACAGUUUUAAAGACAGGUGGUUACUUACUGUCUAGAAGGAAUUUCCUGCAUGAAUUACUUGAUACCAGUUUACAUGCAAGCAUCUUUGGUGUUUGUAGUGAGACACUUCAAGUCUUCAGUUAGCAUAAGGAAAUGAUUCACCUCAAAUUUUACAGCAAAUACAGUGCAACUCAUACAAAGACUUUGAGAGAAAAGUAUUGAAGGGAGGUGAAUCAUGUCACGAGUAGUUUGAAUGGGAACAAAAUAUUUGGUACAGAUAUAAAUGUCACUGUAACUUCCUUUGAAAUUUAUCAUUAGAGCUGGAACUACUAGUUAAGAUUGCACAUCUAAAGAAAAUCACUUGUUGAAUUGCUUGACUAGCAGUAGACCUUUGGCAUAUAUUUAUGGUGAGCAGGUUUCUAGCUUUUCCUGAAGGAAACUUUAUGCUAAAGAAAUUACCAAAAAAAA
Grus americana (Whooping crane) is the source of this 3163-nucleotide messenger RNA. It is a transcript of the gene PDGFRL, whose product is annotated as platelet derived growth factor receptor like. Bases 101 to 1225 code for a protein of 374 amino acids. The transcript has 7 exons. The record is from RefSeq and is a predicted model, not a curated record. NCBI's taxonomy places the organism in Eukaryota, Metazoa, Chordata, Aves, Gruiformes, Gruidae.